Cyprinus carpio (common carp) is the source of this 5942-nucleotide messenger RNA. RefSeq names its product oxysterol-binding protein-related protein 3-like. The record is from RefSeq and is a predicted model, not a curated record. NCBI's taxonomy places the organism in Eukaryota, Metazoa, Chordata, Actinopteri, Cypriniformes, Cyprinidae. The transcript is spliced from 22 exons. Gene Ontology annotation, cellular component: cytosol; perinuclear endoplasmic reticulum; plasma membrane. Gene Ontology annotation, molecular function: cholesterol binding. The coding region runs from base 313 to 2739 and encodes 808 amino acids.
UCGAUGUUCAAACCUGAGCUGGAAGCCGUAAACUUAAACCCUGCGGUCUCCUCCACCCUCUGCUUCACUCUCGGAUUACAUCGGUGCGUCACGGACAUUUCGUUCGAGAUAACUUUCCCAGAAGAGAAGUUACCUAAGACCUGACUUCGGCAGGUAGAAGAAGUGGGAUGGUUAACCCGAAGACAGUCACUUGGGCAAGCGUGUAAAUGUGCUGAUAAGGCGUUUUUAUAAGUGGACCGUCAGUGACACGACGACAGAGCCGCUGCGCCACGCUGUCACUCUGAACCUGCGACUGCGUAAGUUAAUUGCAAGAUGAGUACAGAAGACCAAAUUGCACCGCUGUCUCCCAAAACAUCACCCGCCACACCAACCAUAACACCAUUUACACAACGAAAAGAGAGUAACUCCUCAUCGGAAGACAACAGACAGGACAGCUGGGAGUUGGUUGAGGACUUGCAAGGUUUGACAGAAAAUAUUCAGAAGCCUGAGAAGCUGGAAGGUUUGCUGUUGAAAAAGAGGAAGUGGCCAAUGAAAGGCUGGCAUAAGAGAUAUUUCCUGCUUGAAAGGGGCAUCCUUACAUAUGCCAAGACUGGGACUGAUCUGAAGAAAGGGAGGUUACGAGGUCGCAUUGAUGUUGGUCUCUCUGUCAUGGCCAUGAAGAAGAAGUCAAUGUGCAUCGACCUGGACACAGAGGAUAGUAUCUAUCACCUCAAGGCAAAGACUCGGGAUCUGUUUGAGCAGUGGGUGACUCAACUACGUCAUCAUCGAACGUUCCGUCAGAACGAGAUCACCAUGGAGCCUCCCGAGCUGCUGCUGCAAUCUGACCCCACCGCCAACAGACGACGUUCAUUUCUCUCCAAGCUGCCUUUAGCCCUGUUGAAGAACAGCUGGUGCCAAAACUCUCAAGACAUAGAGAAGUGCUGCAAAGAUCUGUCAGAGUGUGAGUCAGCGCUGCUGGAAUUAAAUUUGCUGCUGAAAAAUAUGGAAGUUCUUCACAGAACGUUCUCAGCACCUGCCAUUAACUUACUGCAGACUGAAGGCUCCAAAAAAGAGAAACGAGGACACAAAAAAUGGAGAUCAAAGAAUUAUAGCAAGGAAAAUAAAAACACACAGCAGCAAAACCCUGAUGCUUCAUCUUCCCGUCUGCAUGUAUCUCACCCGAACUUGAUAUAUUCAGAGCCUGUUUCACCAGACUCAUGCCUGGAUAGUCCAGACUCACCAACAGACGCCUCUCGAAUGCAGGAGGAGUUCUGUCGGCUCGCUGGCACUGUUCAUUCCACUCUUCGGUCAGCGUACACUUCACUUUGCACAGAAAGAGACCGAGUCAGGAACACAUUGGAUUGUAUCAGUGAGAAGGAAGUCCUCGUUGGAUCACGCCCUCUCCGGCAGCAGGUGUCCAGUGAGAGUCGAGGGUCAAUCCCAGAAUCCCUGUCAGAGUUUUUUGACGCUAAAGAGUAUCUGCUGUCUGGCAGCUCGUCUGAGAAUGAGGCGUCCGAUGAUGAUUCGUAUGUCAGUGAUGUGAGUGACAGCACAUCAGUAGAGUUUUGCAGGAAUGAGAACGGCGUUGCCAAGGAGAUUUUAAGUAACGGCAGCAACUGUGCGGUGAUGCGACGAGACCGUUUGCCGAGUACACGCAUGAACGAGAGCGUGAAUCUGUGGAGUAUUUUGCGUAGUAACAUCGGUAAAGACCUGUCGAAAGUUGCCAUGCCUGUCCAACUCAAUGAGCCCAACACCCUGCAGAGACUGUGUGAGGAAGUUGAGUACUGCCACCUGCUGGACACUGCUGCAAACACACACGACCCACACAUGCGCAUGGUGUAUAUAGCAGCAUUUGCUGUAUCUGCAUAUGCAUGCUCAUUCACUAGAGCAGGAGGAAAACCAUUUAAUCCUAUAUUAGGAGAGACAUACGAGUGUCUCCGGCAAGAUAAGGGCUUUCGCUUCAUUGCUGAACAGGUCAGUCACCAUCCACCUGUUUCUGCUUGUCACUGCGAGUCCAAAAACUACACAUUUUGGCAAGAUGUCCGGUGGAAGAAUAAGUUUUGGGGAAAAUCCAUGGAGAUCGUUCCAAUGGGAGUCACUCACUUAGAGCUGCCAGGUUUUGGGGAUCGUUAUGAGUGGAGCAAAGUCACUUCAUGCAUUCAUAACAUUCUGAGCGGUCAGCGCUGGAUCGAACACUAUGGGGAAAUGUCUAUCAAACACUCUACCACUACGGGAGACGUCAGUCAUUGUAAAGUCACGUUCCUUAAGUCAAGAUCUGGAGCUCUGAAUGCUAAUGAGGUAGAGGGCAUGGUCACUGAUUCAAAUGGGCGUGUUAUUCACUCUCUGUUUGGCAAAUGGAACGAGGCCUUGUAUCUGGGCAAACCGCCUUCAGCAACCUGCAUCUGGAGAGCAAAUCCCAUGCCCGAGGACCAUGAGCAGUACUAUGGAUUCACCCAGUUUGCAAUUGAGUUAAAUGAAUUGGAAGAGGGUUUAAAGCCACUCUUGCCCCUGACAGACACCCGUUUUAGGCCAGACCAAAGAUUACUUGAAGAGGGUGAUAUUGCUGGAGCAGAAGAACAGAAAGAAAGAAUUGAAGUACUCCAAAGAGAGAGGAGGAGAGUCCUGCAAGAAAACAACAUGACACACUCGCCCCGAUUCUUCAAACGUGCUGAAGACGACUCUUGGGUGAGCAAUGGCACUUACUGGGACCUCAGGAAGGACCCUGGAUUCAGCAAACUAGAAAUCCCUGUGCUCUGGUGACCGUCAGUGGAUUUGUGUCAUUUGACUUUUCCAUUUCUGCUUUCUCCGUUAUUCAUAUGCAAUCCUGCUGAGCACUGUGGGAUUUAAUGUACCAUGCCUAUGUUGAUGUUUUUGUAGUGGUAUUUAUCUUUGUUAAACACACACAUUUACAGCACAAGAUAGAAAGUGCCUCUAGAAACACAUUUAUGCCUUUCUUGUCAAACUGCCUAGCUGAUAUUUAGAUGUAAAUGCACUGACCAAUGACUUUUGUAAGUGUCUGGAUGUUAUUAGUGUAUUUAUAUUCAAUAUGCAAACUGAAAAAUCCUAUUACUUAAUCAAGUCAAUUAAAGAAAUCCUCAAAUUCAAUCAAUUCAGAUAAAUUACACAACAGUAAUAAUGAUUUAAAAUCUUAAAGAACAUACACUUAAAGGGAUAGUUUACCCAAAAAUUAAAAUUAGUCCAAGAUUUACUCACCCUCAAGGCAUGCUAGGCGUGUCUGACAUUCGUCUUUCUGACGAACACAUUCGGAGUUAUAUUAGACAUUGUCCUGUCUGUUCCAAUCUGUAUAAUUGCAGUGAAAGGUGCCCCUGUUUAUGAAUCUGAAAAAAAAUCUAUCCAUCUAAAACUACUACACACGGCUAUGGGGUGUUAAUAAAAGCCUUCUGAAGUGAAACAUUGCUUUAGUUUAAGAAAAAUAUAGUUUCUUAAAACUUUAUAUAUUGUAAUGUCCAGCAGACCUGUGCAAAAAAUCGAAUGCGAUUUUACACAGAGCUAUAGUUCACAAAUCACGUUCAAAAUCGCCUGUCAGUGAACUAUGACUCUGUGUAGUAAAUGCCUCUCCAUCUGAAAGCACGUGUUGGAGAUUUACUACUAAUCACAGGAGCGGUUUUACUGACGAGAUGCGCAUGAAAAUCAUAUUCAAUUUUUGCACAGCCCUAACAGCUUCAGGUCGCUUAAGCAGGCACGUUCACAAAAGGAGGUCGAGCAUAUGACAUAGGCGCAAGGAAAGGCACAACGUAAGAUCCGGGGAGAAAGUGACAAACGCAGAUGAACAGAUAAGAAAGCAAAACAAAACACCUGUCACAAACUUAUUUAAACAUCCCAGGUAUUGACAUAAACGCACCAUUUUAAUCAAAACAGAUACAAUUUUCUUGUUCACACGGUUUCCCUGUGCUGUACACAAAAGUUGGUUCUCGUGAGAUUACACGCUUCUCCCCAGAGCUUACUUUCGUGAGACUACAGUCUUUUUCUGGAUCUUACGUUGCACCUUUCAUUACGCUUACGUCACAUGCUUGACCGCCUUGUCGAGAACGUGUCUGCUUUAGAGACUGGGAGCUGGACAUUACAGUUGAUAAAGUUUUAAGAAUUAAAAUUUUUCUUAAACUAACACAUCGUUUCGCUUCAGAACGCCUUUAUUAACACCCCGGAGCCGUGUGGAGUAGUUUUACAUGGAUGGAUACUUUUUUUCUGAUUCAGAAACAGGGGCACUGUUCACUGCAGUUAUACAGACUUGCACAGACAGGACAGAAAGAGGAAUGUCAGACACGCCUAGGAUGCCUUGAGGGUAAAUCUUGGACUAAUUUUCGUUUUUGGGUGAACUAUCCCUUUAAGUUCACCCUAAAAUAAAGAAAUAAUAAAUUAUUUUAAUUAAGCCUAUAUUUUGGACCAUUGUGUUUUUGAUUUUUGUUGGAUUAUGACAUUUAUUUUUAUGGUCAUUCUCAUUACUGUAAUCUGAAAAAGAUGAUGUAUUUAAAUUGUAAUGAGUUUAUACAUCAUGGAAGUAUUUGUUAUAUUAGUAUUAUUGUUUUCUAUUCUUAAAUCAGCACAGAAUACUGUAUAAAAUAUCAAGCGUAUUACAGUAAUGAGAAUUUAGGGUACUUAAUUGUCUUGAAUUUAAUGUUGACUGGCAAAUAAAAAAAAAUCUUGGUCCUAAAAAUAGGAUUAAUGUUCUUUUAUACAAAAUUUUUUUUUUUGUUGUUGUUGUAUUAAGUAUUUGAUUUUGAGUGACCUGGUUUGCGUUAUUGAAAAGCAUUGUGAGAGUUAACCAUAGAGACCAUUGGUGGCAAUAGAUCUUACGAUGUACUUAUGUUUUGGGAAAUGCAGCCCUGGACUGACUGUUUUGAGAUUUACACCAGAAGUUUCUACUAUAAGCAUUUGCAAAAUGCAUAAUUAAUGAAUUGCUGACUCCACUUACACUCCACUUUAUAAUCAGGGAAUAUAGAAAUAAAAAAAUAUAUACAUAAAAAAAAAUUGAUUUAUGCAUAUUUAAAUGGAUUUAUCAUUCUUUAAAUGGUUAAUUAUAUAAAACUAAUAUAACAAUAAAUAAAAAUAUAUGUGUGUCAGAAAUUGUCUAAUGAUUGUGUAAUUGAUGGUAAUUUUGUGAAAUUAAGCAAGUGUCCUAUUGCAAGUAUGCCUUUACUUUUUAUGUAAUACCUUUGUAUUGUAACCAAAUACAAUUGUUAUUGGAGUUGUUUUAUUAAGAAAGUGGUUUAUUAAGAAAGACUCCACAUGAUAUUGUAUUUGAUUUAUUAAAAAAGUGGUUUAUUAAGAAAGACACCACAUGUUAUUGCUUUUGUUUUAGAUUUGUUUUAUUGAGAAAGUGGUUUAUUAAGAAAGACACCACACGUUAUUGUAUUUGUUUUAUUGAGAAAGUGGUUUAUUAAGUAAAACACCAGACUUGUUAUUUUAAGCAUUUAUUAGUAAAUGUUUAUAACAUUUAUAAGCAAGAGCACAGCUAGAGAUGACACGUGUAUUAGGGAGAGCUUUGAAGAAAAAAGUAGGUGGUCAUUAACUCAGCUGGUGUGUUUCAGAAGAAGCGUAGAAGACAGCAGUGCACAGAAUCCCGAAGAAGAAAAAUUAGAAGAUGCAAGGCCUCUUAUAAACAGCUUCUUAGGGGAUUUCCAGUAUGAUGUCACAAGACAUUGGGAUCCACCUGCUGUCUAUAAAAGAAGAAAGUGCUAGAUGAAAUCAGGUGCUGCUUCGAGACCACCUGAAGAGUUCUCCGGCACCAGAACCAUUGCUGAUAUUGCCUUGAGCAAAGAACCAUUGCUAUAUAAUUUGUGUUUGACUGUGCUCUAAAAACUUACAAAGUAAUGACAUAAACCAGCUUUGCAACGACUGCCAAAUCUCAACCUGAAAAAGCCAAACUGAUGAAUUUAAGUUGCUAUUUGAAGCGUGUUUCAAAUAUCAAUUCAAAUGUUUCAAAUAAAAAUUUAACUGUGAAA